Molecule: messenger RNA, 6488 nt
Organism: Erinaceus europaeus (western European hedgehog)
Lineage: Eukaryota; Metazoa; Chordata; Mammalia; Eulipotyphla; Erinaceidae
Gene: NYNRIN
Product: NYN domain and retroviral integrase containing
Exons: 7
Coding region: 16-5919 (1967 amino acids)
Biological process (GO): DNA integration
Cellular component (GO): cytoplasmic ribonucleoprotein granule; nucleus
Molecular function (GO): mRNA binding; RNA-DNA hybrid ribonuclease activity
Source: RefSeq, a predicted model, not a curated record
ACAUCUCUGGGGCACAUGCACAGGAGGCUGGGUCUGCUGGGUGGGGAAGCUCCCGUUCCCAUAGGCCCGUCGAGGGCUGACUCCUCUGCUCUCCUCACUGUGCUUCAGGAAUAUCUCAAGGGCCUGUGCAGCCCAGAGCUGUGGAAGGAGGUCCGCUACCCACCGAUCCUGCACUGCGCCUUCCUCGGAGCCCAGGGCCUCUUUCUGGACUGCCUCUGCUGGAGCACUCUGGCCUACCUGGUGCCUGGCCCCCCUGGCUCCUUGAUGGUGGGCGGGCUGACCGAGUCUUUCACCAUGACCCAAAACUGGCUGGAGGAGCUGGUGGGCCGGCUGCGCUGGGGCCCUGCCCCUCGCCUCACCCCCCGGGGGAUUUGGGAGGCUGAGGUGACCCGGGCCUUUGGGGCCCUGGUCUGGAUCCGAGCCGACCAGCAUGCUGCCGACCUGCUGAGGCUGUCCCCAGCCGUCCAGGAACUGCUGCUGAGACUAGUUCGGGAUGCCGCAGGCAAGGAGGACAUCAUCGAGUGGCUUGGCCGAAUUGGCUCCCCCGACACCUCUUGUGACCCAGAAGUUCUACAGUUUGGGCCCCCCCACCAGCAGAGGGAAGACCCAGCCACAGUGUCUGUGGGGGGCGAUCCUGGGCACAUCCUGAGUGAGGACCCCAGCCUGGGAGCUACCCAGUCUGAGGUCUUGUCCUUGUCUGGCCAGAGCACCCAGCAGGAGUCCUCCAAGCAGCUGGUAGAGGUUGGUCCUGGCAGCCAAGGUGGUACGGAUGGUGCUCCUGAGGAGGGGCCACUGCAAGCCAGCAACAGCCAGGAUCCUGCCAACCACACACAGGCCCUGUUACAGCACAGGAAGGUCCAGAGGAUGGACGACAAACUCCCCUUCCCGCCUGUGGUGUCUGCCCUGGGUGUGUGCCCACCCUGGAAAGCCUUGGCCCCAGCGCCUGCCUUUGGGCCCCUGUGCCCUGGCGCUAUUGCUGCCACCUUCUGGAGGAUCAAUGAAAUGCACUCUCUGAACCUGGCCUGGCUCCUGUCCCAGGCCUGCUUCAGCUUCUCCUUCUGGCAGAGGCAGCUGGCCCCCCUUCAGUUCAGGCUACCAGGGCAGAGCCCUUUGCCCUUAAAACUGGAGUGGAAGCAGAAGGAGCUGGUCCCUUUGCCCAGUGUAGAAAGCUCAGGUGGGGGUGGGGGCCCAGGAGAGGAGUUAGCUUUGCACAAUUGUCCAAAGCCAGAGACGCCCUCAAAGGUCAUGAGUUUACUGAUGGUCUCAGGGAGUUCGGGUGUAGAGGACAAGGCUAGCCCUGGGCUUCUCCAGAUAGACAUGCCUGUGACCUCUGCAUCCCAGCUACCAGCUGGAAGUGCAUUGGGGGAGCUGGGAAGUGUGCUGUGGGACUGUAAGGGGCCACUACAGGGGCCCAUACCACCCUCCAGGCAGAGGGCACCCACAGUUCAAGAGGGGUCCCCAACUCCUGUGGGGCAACCAGCUCAGGCAGCGCCUGCAGCUCCAACAGUGCCUAAAGCUCCCAGAGUGCCCAUAGUUGCAGGGGUGUCCUUGACCCCAAGCCCACCCGAGACCCAUGUGCCGCCUGCGGUUCCCAAAGUGCCUAUAGUCCCCGUGGGACCUGCAGCCUCCAAAGUGCCUUCAGCUACCACAGAGCCAGCAGCUCAGGUGGUGCCUACGGCUCAUAAGGCCGCCAGAGAUGCUCUGGUUCCAGUGGCGCCUGAAAUGCCCCAGAUGCCCUCAGCCCAGAAAAGGCCUGCAGGUCCCAAAGCAUCCAAGGCUCAAGCAGGGCUGGCAGACGAAACAAGGUCCAUGCCUCCCAGAGCGGCUGCUGCUCCCCAAGUACCUGCUGCUCCCCAAGCACCUGCUGCUCCCCAAGCACCAGCUGUUCCCCAAGCACCAGCUUUCCCCAAAGCACCUGCCACCCCCAAAGCAGUUGCAGUUCCCCAAGAACCUAUUCCCUCCCAAAAAGCUGCUGCCUCUCAAGCACCUGCUGCUUCCAAAGCACCUCCCACCCCUAAAGCACCUGCUGCUCCCCAAGCAGCUGCUGCCCCCCAAGCACCAACUUUCCCCAAAGCACCUGCCAGCCCUAAAGCACCUGCUGCCCCCAAAGCACCUGCUGCAGCUCCCAAAGCACCUGCCAGCCCUAAAGCACCCGCUACCCCCAAAGCACCCGCUACCCCCAGGGCAGCUCCAGCUCCCAAAGUACCUGCUAUGUCCAAAGCACCUGCAGCCUCAAAAGCCUCCAGAGCUCCCCAGAUGCCUACAGCUCAGAGGGCCCCAGCAGAUUCAGGGAAAAUCUUAAAACAGGUCCACCCUUCAUCAAAGGACAGCGUCUCCUUCCCCAAGGGCCAGGGGGAGGCUGGAAGGCAGGCUCCCCAGCCCAGCAGCACCUUGGCUCCCAGCACUAAGCACCAACCUCAGAUGGAGGCACUCUUGGGGGCUUGUGUGGGGGCUCCGAGGCAGCCAUCUCGCAACCCGCAGACCAAUGUCGUGACCAGCUUCCAAAGGUACCAUGAGGCUCUGAAUACGCCCUUCGAGCUGAACCUGUCGGGGGAACCGGGGAACCAGAAUUUGCGGCGUGUGGUCAUUGAUGGCAGCAGUGUGGCCAUGGUGCAUGGCCUCCAGCACUUCUUCUCCUGCCGGGGCAUUGCCAUGGCGGUACAAUACUUCUGGAACCGGGGACACCGAGAGGUCACUGUGUUUGUGCCCACCUGGCAGCUGAAGAAGAAUCAGAAGGUGCAAGAGAGCCACUUCCUGACCAAGCUCCAUUCCCUUAAGAUGCUUUCAAUCAUCCCUUCCCAGCUGGAGAAUGGCAAGAAGAUCACCACCUAUGACUACAGGUUCAUGGUAAAGCUGGCAGAGGAGACAGACGGCAUCAUUGUCACCAAUGAGCAGCUCCACGUCCUGGUGAACAAUCCCAAGAAACUGACAGUCAAAGAUCGUCUCCUGCCCUUUACCUUUGCGGGGAAUCUCUUCAUGGUGCCCGACGACCCCUUGGGCCGUGAUGGCCCCACCCUGGACGAGUUUCUAAGGAAGCCAAACAGGCUGGAUACCGACAUUGGCAACUUCCUAAAGGUGUGGAAGACUCUCCCUCCCAACUUGACCAGCUCAGUGCCAAGUAAUAGCAUUGCCCCUGCGCCCCCAGAGGGUCCACAGAAGGUGGAGGAAGUGAGAGAGGAGAAGGAGGAGAGGCAGAGUCAGCAGCAGGAAGAGGAGCAGGGGAUGCCGGAGCCGGAGCCGGAGCCGGAGCCGGAGCUGGCAGAGGAGGAGGGCCAGGAGUCCUCACUGGAGUCGGUGUUCAGUGAUGACUGCCCCUUGCUCUCGGAGGAAAUCCUCCGGUGCCUAAGCCUCCACAGACCCCAAGAUGAGGCCUUGGACAUUGAUCUCAUGCCGGUUGCACCUUCUGCCUCCCAGGGUGUCCCUUGGGAUGGCAAGGCCCCCUGCCAGCAGGUCCUUGCCCACCUGGCCCAGAUGACUGUGCCCAGCAACUUCACUGCUCUCUCCUUCUUUGUGGGGUUCGUGGACUCCCACCGGGAUGCCAUCACUGACUAUGAGGCCCUCAUGGGGCCCCUGCACAGCCUCCUCAGGCAGAAGACAGACUGGCAGUGGCAGCGGGAGCACGAGACGGCCUUCCUGGCGCUCAAGCGAGCUCUGGUGUCUGCCCUCUGCCUGACACCCCCUGACCCCCAGCUGCCCUUCCGCAUGGAGGUGAUGGUCAGCCAGGUAGCCCUGACGGCCAUGGUCUACCAGGAGCACUUGGGGAGGAAGCACCCCACUGCCUAUACCUCAAAGCCCCUGCUCCCUGAUGAGGAGAGCCAGGGCCCCCAUUCUGGGGGAGACAGCCCCUACGCCGUGGCCUGGGCCCUCAAGCAUUUCUCCCGCUGCAUUGGAGAUACCCCGGUGAUACUAGACAUGUCCUAUGCCUGCCGGGCCACGGUGGACCCCAAGACACAGGAGGACCACAGGGUCUCCAAAGCUUGGUUGCUCCGAUGGUCGCUUUUGGUGCAGGACAAAGGCAAGAGGGCCCUGGAGCUGGCCCUCCCGCAGGGCCUGCUGGGGAAGAACCGCAUGCUGACUCCUGAGGCCGCCAUGCCACGCUGCUUCCAGGCUCUGCCCCAUUUGUCUGAUCUGUCCACUUUCAUCUGCAUCCACGUGUCAGGCUACUCCGCUGACCAUGAGGAUGAGCCAAGUUCCGGCUUUGGGCUGUACAUCCUGUCUCCCAGCAGUGCCCCAGUCUCUCUCUCCUUCUCCUGCCCCCCUUACACCCCAACCUAUGCCCACCUGGCGGCUGUGGCCUGUGGCUUAGAGCGCUUUGGCCGGUCCCAGCUGCCUGUGGUUUUCCUCACACACUGCCACUGGAUCUUCAGCCUCCUCUGGGAGCUGCUGCCCCUCUGGGGAGCCCGGGGCUUCCUGUCCUCGGAAGGGAUUCCACUACCUCACCCCAGCCUCCUCUCCUACAUCAUCUCCCUUACCUCCAGCUUCUCAGUCCUCCCGUUUAUCUACCGGACCUCCUACCGGGGCUCCCUGUUUGCUGUGACAGUGGACUCGCUGGCCAAGCAGGGUGCCCAGGGGGGUGGGCAGCGUUGGAGCUUGCCCACAGAUGUCCCAGCCCCUGUCAUGUCUCCCUACCGCCUGGGCAAGAGGCCCAACCUGCUGGCGUUGCAGCUGAGUGAUAGUGUGCUGGUGGACAUCAGGGCCAAGCUGCAGACUGGCCAGCGCCCCCCCAACUCCUCCCCCUUCAGCCCCGUCUUUAACGCUCUCUGCAUUGACAAAGAGAGUGGCCUGCUCAUGUUUAAGUCUGAGAAAAAACGGCCCAGUGUCUGGGUGGUCCCAAAGCAGCUCCGGAGGGACCUGAUCUUCUCCGUGCACAACCUGCCCGUGGGAGGCCACCAGAAGCCGGAGGAGACCUACAAAAAGCUGCGGCUGCUGGGGUGGUGGCCGGGGAUGCAGGAGCACUUGCGUGAUUACUGCAGGAGCUGCCUGUUCUGCCUCCCGCGUCACCUGCCGGGUGGCGAGCUCAAGGUCAUCGAGUCCCUGUGGCCUCUGCGCUCCACCGCGCCCUGGGCCAACCUGCAGAUGGAGGUGGUGGGUCCCGUCACCGCCAGCGAGGAAGGCCACAAGCACGUGCUGAUCGUGGCCGACCCCAACACCAGGUGGGUGGAGGCCUUCCCCCUGAAGCCCUACACACACAUGGCUGUGGCCCAGGUGCUGCUGCAGCACGUGUUCGCCCGCUGGGGGGUUCCCAUCCGGCUGGAGGCCGCCCAGGGCCCGCAGUUCGCCCGGCACGUCCUGGUGAGCUGCGGGCUGGCCCUGGGGGUCCAGGUGGCCAUCCUGAGCAAAAACCUCCAGUUCCCCAGCCUGCUGAGCUCAGAGGCCUACUGGGAAUUCAAGAGGGCUCUCAAGGAGUUCAUCUUCCUGCAUGGCAAGCGGUGGGCGGCCUCCCUGCCCCUGCUGCACCUGGCCUUUAGGGCCUCGUCCUCCCACGCCACCCCCUUCCAGAUCCUGACGGGUGAUGAGCUCAAGCUGCCAGAGCCCCUGUGGUGGGAGAUGAGCAGCGCCAAUCUGGAGGGGCUGAAGAUGGACCUGUUUCUGGUGCAGCUGACCCGGGAGGUGCUGGAGCUCCACUGGCGGGUGGCUGACAAAGCAGUUGAGAAGGCGGAGAACAGGCGCUUCAGGCGUGAGAGCCAAGAGAGAGAGUGGAGCAUGGGUGACCAGGUCCUCCUGCUGUCCCUCCCCAGGAAUGGCACCAGCGCCAAGUGGGUGGGGCCCUUCUACAUUGGAGACCGGCUGAGUUUCUCUCUUUACAGGGUCUGGGGCUUCCCAAGUCCAGAGAAGCUUGGGUGCAUCUACCCCAGCGGUCUGAUGAGGGUCUUUGCCAAGAAUGACCUUCCCCUGUCCUUCAAGGCCUUGGAGGAAUGAGCUGGAGCUGGGGAGAGCAGGGGAAGUUUGAGGAGGCAGUGGAGUGGAGCCCCUGUCCCUCCCAAAUCAUGUUUGCAUAGCCCUCUAGGGGCCCUUACUUGUGCCUUUUGUAGAGAACUUGCCUCACAAAGCUUUGCUAAAUUGCCUUGAAUUAGAGGCCAGGGUCUCGAUGGAAGUGCCCCCUGUUUGAAGUAUUGGAAGAAUCUGCCAAAAGUUGUUAGAUGACAGUCCUCUGGUGAUUUCAUCUUGGGGAGUGGAAAGCUCCUUUGCUAAAGUAUGUGAGGCUCAAUGUCUUUCCCUUAGAGUAACCCCUUUGCUCUGUCACAUGAGGGCUAACACACACACACACACACACACACACACACACACACACACACACACACACACACACCUACCUUACUCAUGUGGCUCCAGGCCACAUUCCCCUCCUAUAGAAACCUCAAUUGUGGAUUUGUCCCAACCUGCUCACCUAGACACCCUUUGCCCUUAAACUUGUCUCAGCUGACACAUCCAUGCAGGCUGUGAGGGCAGACGCCCAGCUGUCACAGAAGGGCCGGCAGUCUCAGGAG